Quercus lobata is the source of this 486-nucleotide messenger RNA. RefSeq lists its product as uncharacterized. The record is from RefSeq and is a predicted model, not a curated record. The transcript has a single exon. Bases 1 to 486 code for a protein of 161 amino acids. Lineage: Eukaryota; Viridiplantae; Streptophyta; Magnoliopsida; Fagales; Fagaceae.
AUGGAAGAAAUUUUAUAUGACUGGAAAAAAUUAUCGUUGACAGACGAGGAAGAUGUCAAGCUUAGUCUUCCAAGAUCUAAAAAUCUACGAAGCAAGGAGUACGUGUUGGCUGCCAAAUUCCUAACAAAAAGAGCUCUUAACGUGGAAGCAAUUGGUUGCACAUUCAAACCCCUAUGGAGAGCCAAAAAGGAUUUCAAAGUUCGCAAAGCGGGAGAUCAUGUUCUUCUAUUCAUCUUUGAACUUGAAGCAGAUGCAGAAUGGGUUCUUGUCAAUGAACCCUGGACUUUCGACAAACACGCAGUCCUCCUACAGAGGUUUGAUGGCUUAACACUGCAGAGGUACUUGAGGUUCACAAAAGCGAAAUUUUGGGUGCAAAUAUACAGUCUGCCGAUACGUAUGCUGGAUGCAGAGACGGCAAUCGAACUAGGAGAAACUCUCGGCCAGGUAAGACCAUGUGAAAAUCCUAAUGAGCUAGUGGGGGGGUGA